AUGUCUGCCAUUAUCGGGUCAGACAGACUGGCUAAAUAUCUCGGGGCUAUCCUCCAUGGAAAACAAGAAGUCCAAAAUCUUCAGGACUUCAAAAAAUUCAUCGGAGCAAUCCUGGAUCAAAGCAACCCCUGUAUUCUAGUUGAGAAGCUGGUGUCAAGCCAAAGCGGUUUGAAAGCUCUUCAGACUGGAUUGAGAUUCAACCUCACCCCGGCAUUCCUCAAUCAGCAUACAGCAAAGUUCAUCCGGUUUCUGAACAAUCGUGAUGUGAAAGCUCUUUGCAAUGGAGCUUUCCUCGAACAACUUCUCGUCCUCAUUGUGGAGCCCCGUACCCUCUGGAAUGCCUUUCUGGAUGCAUUCUACACCCGAACAUUGGAACAUGAUUCCAUCCUUGCUUUCUGUUGGAUGGUGUCGGAGCUUCUCGUCUUGCCCACCUCAUCCGGUGUGAAUAUCAACGAUGAUGCCCGAAAGAUGGUUGAAGAUGGAUAUAUUUCCUCAUCGCUCUCCAUUGAGUUGCGUAACAUGGGCCACAAGAUCAAACAUCUGUUGGAAAUGAGGCUCUCGUCGAUGAAUGCCACAACGUCGGACAGCAGCGCAGGCGGCCGGCAUGAUAACGAUUUCUCUGAUUUUCGGUUAACAGCUAUUCUUCCCACAGCGGACGAAAUGGGAUGUACAGAAACGCCUUUCUAUCGACAAGCCGAGGAGAUUUCCCGGCUCUCCGGUGACCAGCGCAUCGCGGCCCACCUUGACAAUCAGUUUCGGCUCUUACGAGAGGACAUGCUUUCGGGACUCCGAGACGACUUUCAAAUUGCCCAAGGGAUCAAAAAAGGCAGACGAAAGGCUUUUCGCUUGGAGGGGCUUUCGCUCGCCACUAUAUCUUGUACCUCGAGCACCAAGCAGCGUAUUCAGCCAUGCACCGUCGGCGUUUUCUGUCAUCGCGGCCUUGAACCGGUCCAAUUCCUUCCCAAGCCGGAGCGCAAAGGCUUUUUGAAGAAUAACCAUAGCUUUGUAAAACAUCAAGCAUUUGGUUGCUUGGUUCGAAAUUCGCAAAUUGUGGCAUUCGCCACAAUUGAGAGAGAUAUUGAUAGCCUUGAAGCUGAUCGACCGGUUGUCAUGUUGCGCAUCUCUGGCGAGGAAGCCCUCAAAAAAUGUCUUCUUUACCUCAAGUUGUAUAAUGAUGUGAACUUUUUGGUUGUUGAUACGCCGAUCUUUGCCUAUGAGCCCAUCCUAAAGUGCUUGCAAGACAGGAUUGAAAUGCCCCUGGUGGAAGAACUGUUUCUCUAUGAGCACGGUCAACCUGUGCGACAAUCAAGUCUGACGCCGUUCAAUGUGGUUGAGAGACUGAAAUUGAAAUAUGGGAGCGAUCUUCAGGGAAUACUUCAAACAAAAUCCUCAGUGACCUUGGAGAACUCACAGCUCGACUCUCUCGUAGCUGGAUUGUCACAGAGGGUCAGCUUGAUCCAGGGACCCCCAGGUACCGGAAAAUCCUUCAUAGGUGCGUUGCUCGCCAAGGCUCUACAUGACCACACCACAGACAAAAUCCUUGUGAUGUGCUAUACCAAUCACGCUUUGGAUCAGUUUUUGGAAGAUUUAUUGGACAUUGGAAUCGAUGCCUCUUCCAUCGUACGACUGGGUUCCAAGUCGACUCAACGCACAGAGCCACUUAGUCUGUUCAGACAACAAUCAUCCUAUAAACGAAAACAAAUUUCAUGGAAUACCAUCAAUUCACUUGAGUCAGAUGCACAGAACCAAGCCUCGGAACUACAGAGCCACAUCAAAAUGUACCAGAAUCAGAUGGCAGAUGCUUUGUCCAUCCUGGACUAUUUGGAAUUUGAAGACCCAAAAUACUUCGAGGCUUUGGCCAUUCCUGAGAACGAUGAUGACAUGGCCAUGGUGACACGUUCUGGGAAAGCAGCAAAGGGGGACUACCUUUUCAACCGAUGGAUAGAAGGAAAAGACCCUGGAGUGUAUUCUUCUUUUAUUCCCUCCAACUGCCAAGAUAUCUGGGCGCUCGGGAAGGAGCCGCGGAAUGACAAGCUUCAGUCAUGGAGAAAUGCCCUUCUGGCCGAGCAAGCUGCGUCACUGGCAAGCCGUAUGAAUUUGCUUGACAAAUGCCAAAAGCGGUUGAGUGCUCUUUGGGGAGAGAAAACGAGAGUCAUACUCAAAUCAAAGCGCAUCAUCGGAUGUACCACUACGGCUGCUGCAAUGUAUUCCGACGAGCUCCGGCAUGUGUCUCCAGGAAUCAUGCUCCUCGAAGAAGCCGGUGAAGUUUUGGAGUCGCAUGUCCUCACGGCGAUGGGGUCAGAGACCAAGCAUUUGGUUUUGAUAGGAGACCACAAGCAAUUGCGACCCAAGAUCAACAGUUAUAGCCUCAGCGCUGAAAAGGGGGACGGGUAUGAUUUGAAUGUUUCUCUUUUUGAAAGACUCAUCAAUGCUGGUUACCCCCAUACCACUCUGCUCAAGCAGCAUCGAAUGUGUCCUGAAAUUUCAGGGCUCGUACGGAGCCUCACGUACCCCGGACUGGAAGACGAUGAUAGCACCAAAGAUCGCCCUCAGCCACGGGGACUCCGCGAUCGACUUAUCUUCUUCCAUCAUAAACACCUUGAGGCUGGCUUUGCAGAGAUAGCUGACCGACGAGAUGAGGGUGCCAAGAUGAGCAGGAAGAAUGUUUUCGAGGCUGAAAUUGUGUUGAAGAUUGUGAAGUAUCUUGGACAACAAGGCUAUGGGACGGACAAGAUAGUUGUGCUCACUCCGUAUUUGGGCCAACUCUCCCUCCUGAGAGAUACUUUAAGAAGCCAGAAUGAUCCCGUACUCAACGACCUUGACACCUACGAUCUCCUACAGGCAGGACUCUUGUCACAGGCGAGCGCCAAUCACUCAAAGCGGCAGCUCAAGCUUUCUACAGUUGAUAACUACCAAGGAGAAGAGAGCGAGAUUGUCAUCGCAUCACUGACUCGGAGCAACAAGGAUGGCGAUGUCGGAUUCAUGGCAGCCCCUGAACGACUCAACGUUCUGCUUUCUCGAGCGCGGAAUGUGUUAAUAUUGGUAGGUAAUUCAGAGACGUUUGUUGCUAGUCGGAAGGGAAGAAAAGCCUGGAAGCCGCUCAUCGAUCAACUCAAGUCCAAUGGGCAUCUUUACGAUGGAUUACCAGUUCGCUGCCAGAAGCACCCUCAAAUCACCGCCAUUCUUCGAACAAAUGAAGAUUUCAACACCGAAUGCCCUGAUGGUGGAUGCUCGGAGCCUUGUGGAGUGAUGUUGAGCUGCGGAAAACAUGAGUGUCCAUCCAAAUGCCACCAACUUUCGGACCAUUCGCAAAUGAAUUGCACAAAGAUUGUGAAAUGGAAAUGUACGCGGAAUCACAGCCUGUCCCUGUCAUGCUCUCAGGUCAAGCGCGUCUGCCGUUUCUGUGUCAAAGAAGAUGCUGCCAAAGAACGCAGACGCCAACGUGAGCUUGAGCUGGAGCAAACACGCCAGCUCAAACAGAACGAAUAUGCGAGCAAGCUUGCAGAAGCUCAAGAGGAAGCAGAUCGUUUAAGAAGGCUACGACAGGAUGAGUCUGACGAGGUUCAGCGAGCAAAUGUUCUUGAACAGUACCAUCAGGUAAUCGAGGACCUGAAGAACCCUUUGAAAACGACAUCCACAAGCAUCGAGCCUGAAUUGGAUGAUACACCGCACUUGGCUAGCUCAGAUAUUACGGAGACUGGAAGAUUGCCUCUUCAUGAAGGGAGCUUUCAGGGUCACGGCAAUGGUCAUCACAAUGAGCCCGACUCUCUCAGCCAGAUGCCGAACAAGAAGUCAUCGAUAGCCCAGACCCAAUGGUUGCAUGACAAAAAAUUCCAAAAUUUCCAGAGUCCUGAAGUCGACGAAUUAAUGGAAAUGGUUGGCAUUGAAUCGGUGAAAGAAAAGUUCUUGGCCAUCAAGGGGAAGGUCGAUAUUUCAAUCAGACAAAAUGUCGACAUCACCGAUCGCUUUGGAACCGUGCUGCUUGGGAACCCUGGCACUGGAAAAACGACCGUUGCACGCCUCUACGGCAAGUUCCUCGCGUCUAUGGGUGUCAUUCCCGGGGACAAAUUCAUUGAGACGACUGGGUCCAGGCUGGCGAAUGAAGGUGUGGUAGGAUGCCAGAAGACGAUCGAAGGGCUUCUGAAAGACGGUGGUGGUACCAUUUUCAUCGAUGAAGCCUAUCAGCUCGUGCAGAGUAGCAGCUUUGGGGGUGCUCAAGUCAUUGAUUUUCUUUUGGCGGAGAUUGAGAACCUGAAAGGAAAGGCUGUCUUCAUUGUCGCAGGCUAUCAGCGACCGAUGGAGAACUUUUUUGCUCACGACCUUGGGCUACGAAGCCGAUUCCCCAACGAGCUGAAAUUCAAUGAUUUUGACGACUCUGAGCUGAUGCAAAUUCUCAUCAGUAAUAUUGAGAAGACGUACAACAAGCGCAUGCAAGUCGAGAACGGUCUAGGGGGGCUAUACUGUCGUAUUGUUGCUCGUCGAGUCGGGAAAAGCCGUGGCCGUGAGGGCUUCGCAAAUGCAAGAUCCGUUGAAAACGCCCUUUCCAAGAUUUCUGAGCGACAAUCCGAGCGACUUCAACAGGAAAAACGACGGGGAACCACAAGGGUUGAUGAUUUUCUCUUUACUGCGGAAGAUAUGAUUGGCCCAGACCCAUCACAAGCUCUGAAGUCAUCCGCUGCGUGGCACCGAUUGCAAGAAAUGAUUGGCUUAGCUGCUGUCAAGAAAACAGUUGAUGUCCUUAUGGGUACGAUGAGCUACAAUUAUGCCCGGGAAUUAGACGAAAAACCCCUCGUCGAGUACAGUUUGAAUCGCGUUUUCCUUGGAAAUCCGGGGACGGGCAAGACAUCGAUUGCAAAGCUCUAUGGUCAGAUACUUGUAGACAUUGGUCUACUGUCUAAUGGCGAAGUGAAGAACCCAUCCGACUUCGUGGGAAGCGCUAUAGGCCAGUCAGAGCAGAAUACCAAGGGCAUACUUGCUUCAACUCUGGGUAAAGUCCUGGUUAUCGACGAGGCUUAUGGACUUUUCGCCGGUGGGACCUCGGAUGGUACGGGAGCGAAAAGUGACCCCUACAGGAGUGCCGUCGUGGAUACUAUCGUGGCUGAAGUACAAAGCACGCCCGGUGAAGACAGGUGUGUACUGCUUCUUGGGUACAAAGAACAAAUGGAACAGAUGUUCCAAAACGUCAACCCUGGUCUGAGUCGACGGUUCCCUAUGGACCAAGCGUUUGUCUUUGAGGACUUCACCUCGGAGGAGCUGAAUCGGAUCUUAGACUUGAAGUUAAAAGAGCAAGGCUAUGGAAUCUCCAACGGCGGCCGGCGAGUGGCCCUCGAGAUGCUUGAGCGAGCUCGAAAUCGCCCACAUUUUGGGAAUGCUGGUGAAAUCGAUAUCUUACUUAACUCUGCUAAAAUGUGCCACCAGAAACGACUGAACGCCAACAGACAGACAGUUCAAUCAUUAGACGCUUAUCUUGAUGCCCCUGACUUCGAUGAGAAUUUUAAUCGUAUGGAAAAGAAUGGUGCAAGUUUAGCAAAGCUGUUUGAAGGGGUAGUGGGCUGCAAAGACAUCAUUUCCAAACUGGAGGGUUACUGUCAGAUGGCCAGGAAUCUCAGGCAGCUGAACAUGGAUGUUCGCACCCAGCUGCCAUUCAAUUUUAUAUUCCGAGGUCCUCCAGGCACCGGAAAGACAAGUACAGCUAGGAAAAUGGGCCAGGUUUAUUAUGACAUGGGUCUGUUGGCUACACAUGAUGUAAUCGAGGCCUCGGCAACCGAUUUGGUCGGCCAAUACGUCGGGCAAACGGGCCCAAAGACUCAGAAGGUUCUGGAACAGGCUCUUGGAAAGGUUCUCUUCAUCGAUGAAGCGUAUCGUCUUGGCGAAGGACCUUUUUCUAGAGAGGCCGUCGAUGAGCUUGUCGACUGUAUCACCAAGCCUAGAUAUGCUCAGAAGUUGAUCAUCAUCCUAGCUGGGUAUGACGCAGACAUCAAUCACCUUAUGUCGAUCAAUCUGGGUCUCAGCUCACGCUUUCCGGAGUACAUCCAAUUCGAGCCCCUCCCUUCCAGUGACUGUAUUCACUUGCUUACUAGACUUUUAUCAAAAAAGAAAAUAGAGCUUCUGGAGGCACAGGUUGAAUUCGACAUUACCUGUUUGGAAAGUCCCAGCCCUGAUUUCACGGAGAGUUUAUCCGAACGCUUUCACACCCUCUCUCUAACUGCAAGCUGGGCAAACGCGCGCGAUGUUGGCACACUAGCAAAGGAGAUCUUUGCAGAGGUCUUUCGGGCUUACAAUGGCAGAAAGCUUGUCCUAGGCAAAGCAGCGGUGCUCCAGGCUCUCAAUAACAUGCUUAUUGAGCGAUUUCAACGUGAUAAGAUUACAGACAAGCUCUCUUCGAUGUCACAUUUAGGCAAGGAUGAGCUCCAGCUGCCUUUGCACAUGGAUUUUCAAGACAAACCAGUGACCACAAAGCACUGCCAAAUUUCAACUCAUGCGGACAUGGCAAGUAGCGAAGAUUUGGGGACAACUACCGCUCACCGCACAAACAAACCUGCUCCCACCGCCGGACGCGAUAUAGGUGUCACAGACGAUGUAUGGAAUCAGCUUCAAAAAGACAACGCCUCUGCAGAGGCACACGAGAAGGAGUUCCUGGGGUUGAAAGAGGAGGAAGAGAGCAAGCAGCAGGAGAUCUUGAAACUACGAGAGAAAGAGGCUAUAGCGGCAAGGGAACUUGACAUCGCCGUCCAAAAGGCCGACGAUGAUUUGCAGAGACAAUACGAACAAGCUCGAUUGCAGCAUGAAAUUGAACGCCGGAAACAGGAAGCUGCUUUCGCUGAGAUUCAGGCGAAGAGAGAGGCUUCAGCUGAAAUGCGCCGAAAGGAAGCUCUCAACCAAAGGAAGUUGCAAUGUCUGGGCGUCUGUGUUGCGGGUUACCGGUGGAUUAAACAGAGUGGGGGGUAUCGAUGUGCUGGUGGCAGUCAUUGGGUCUCUAUUGCCCAGCUUGAAUCUUGUUGA
Messenger RNA from Penicillium griseofulvum, 7002 nucleotides. It is a transcript of the gene GbpA, whose product is annotated as protein GbpA. NCBI's taxonomy places the organism in Eukaryota, Fungi, Ascomycota, Eurotiomycetes, Eurotiales, Aspergillaceae. The coding region runs from base 1 to 7002 and encodes 2333 amino acids. The transcript is spliced from 6 exons. The record is from RefSeq and is a predicted model, not a curated record. Gene Ontology annotation, molecular function: helicase activity; ATP hydrolysis activity; ATP binding.